AUGUGUGUCGCGGGACAAAAAGGCUGGGAGGUGGUUGACCCGUCAUCAGAUGUCUCUUUUUACUCUCCCAAACGCAGCCAGAGAGAAGCUAAUUACCAUCUGAAUGUGGCGAGGACCAGCCCUAACGCUAACCCUGCGGCACAUACGUUUGGGUCCAAAGACAUGCUGGACACACAGAGUCCUGGCCCUAGAGGGUUCCUAGUGCUGGACAGACAGAGUCCUGGCCCCAGAGGGUUCCUAGUCCUGGACAGACAGAGUCCUGGCCCCAGAGGGUUCCUAGUGCUGGACAGACAGAGUCCUGGCCCCAGAGGGUUCCUAGUGCUGGACAGACAGAGUCCUGGCCCCAGAGGGUUCCUAGUGCUGGACACACAGAGUCCUGGCCCCAGAGGGUUCCUAGUGCUGGACACACAGAGUCCUGGCCCCAGAGGGUUCCUAGUGCUGGACACACAGAGUCCUGGCCCCAGAGGGUUCCUAGUGCUGGACAGACAGAGUCCUGGCCCCAGAGGGUUCCUAGUGCUGGACACACAGAGUCCUGGCCCCAGAGGGUUCCUAGUGCUGGACACACAGAGUCCUGGCCCCAGAGGGUUCCUAGUGCUGGACAGACAGAGUCCUGGCCCCAGAGGGUUCCUAGUACUGGACACACAGAGUCCUGGCCCCAGAGGGUUCCUAGUGCUGGACAGACAGAGUCCUGGCCCCAGAGGGUUCCUAGUGCUGGACAGACAGAGUCCUGGCCCCAGAGGGUUCCUAGUGCUGGACACACAGAGUCCUGGCCCCAGAGGGUUCCUAGUGCUGGACACACAGAGUCCUGGCCCCAGAGGGUUCCUAGUGCUGGACAGACAGAGUCCUGGCCCCAGAGGGUUCCUAGUGCUGGACACACAGAGUCCUGGCCCCAGAGGGUUCCUAGUGCUGGACACACAGAGUCCUGGCCCCAGAGGGUUCCUAGUGCUGGACACACAGAGUCCUGGCCCCAGAGGGUUCCUAGUGCUGGACAGACAGAGUCCUGGCCCCAGAGGGUUCCUAGUGCUGGACACACAGAGUCCUGGCCCCAGAGGGUUCCUAGUGCUGGACACACAGAGUCCUGGCCCCAGAGGGUUCCUAGUGCUGGACAGACAGAGUCCUGGCCCCAGAGGGUUCCUAGUACUGGACACACAGAGUCCUGGCCCCAGAGGGUUCCUAGUGCUGGACAGACAGAGUCCUGGCCCCAGAGGGUUCCUAGUGCUGGACAGACAGAGUCCUGGCCCCAGAGGGUUCCUAGUGCUGGACACACAGAGUCCUGGCCCCAGAGGGUUCCUAGUGCUGGACACACAGAGUCCUGGCCCCAGAGGGUUCCUAGUGCUGGACAGACAGAGUCCUGGCCCCAGAGGGUUCCUAGUGCUGGACACACAGAGUCCUGGCCCCAGAGGGUUCCUAGUGCUGGACACACAGAGUCCUGGCCCCAGAGGGUUCCUAGUGCUGGACACACAGAGUCCUGGCCCCAGAGGGUUCCUAGUGCUGGACACACAGAGUCCUGGCCCCAGAGGGUUCCAAGUGCUGGCCCCAGAGGGAGUGGGUGGGAUUGAGGUGUUCAUGUCUUACACCCUCCUCCUCGGCUCCGGUUCCAAACCACCGUCCCACGCUCGCAGAGCUGAGGAAAUACCAUCUGCCAAUUAG
Messenger RNA from Knipowitschia caucasica, 1650 nucleotides. The record is from the annotation of a GenBank genome assembly. NCBI's taxonomy places the organism in Eukaryota, Metazoa, Chordata, Actinopteri, Gobiiformes, Gobiidae.